Molecule: messenger RNA, 876 nt
Organism: Hyaloscypha bicolor E
Lineage: Eukaryota; Fungi; Ascomycota; Leotiomycetes; Helotiales; Hyaloscyphaceae
Exons: 2
Coding region: 1-876 (291 amino acids)
Source: RefSeq, a predicted model, not a curated record
AUGCAAGGUCUUAUUAUCUUGGGAGCCAUUGCCGGGCUGGCGAACGCCUGGUCGUACCCCGACUGCGAACCCGACAACUGCUAUAGAAACCUCAUCGAUAGCCGCUUCACCGCAACCAUCGGCGAUUACUGCACCUCGUAUCUUGCUAUGCCUACUGCCACCGCUAUCCCAGCAGACUACAACAACUGCGCUUCUCCAGAAGCGCUCAGCUCUGCUUGCUCUUGCAUCGCCUACACCUAUACCCACUCCGCGACAAGCUCUACCCCAACAUAUCCUGUCACCUCCAGCUCCAGCCCGACCCCAACAUACCCCGUGACAACCUCCACUCCAACAUAUCCCGUGACAACCUCCACCCCAACAUCCGAGAGCACAAACCUCGGAUACACCACCUCGACCGUCUAUGUCACCACCCUCAAGACCAUCACCAGUUGCGCGACGACCGUCACAAACUGCCCUGCUACUGAGAAGACGCACACAUACGUCGUCACCGACACCAUCUCCUCAUACACUACCGUCUGCCCGGUAACUGCAACCGAGACCCCGGUCUACCCAACCAAUGUGCCAGUUGUCUACACCUCAACCUACUACACCACCGAGGUGAUCACCACCUCCUCAUGCGCCAAGGAAGUCACCAACUGCCCAUACACGACCUCAACCACCGUGUACCCCGCCACAACCGUCUGCACGACAAACGCUGCGACCUACGUCCCAACCUUGAGCGUCGGCACGAUCAGCCAACCCGUCGGCACCGUCACCUACCCCACAAAGACCACCACCUCUGCAGGUCUUCAGGUCACGGGUGCUGCUGGCCGCGUCGCUGCUGGCUUUGAGAUGGCGGCCGCGGCUGCAGGUCUCGUUGCUGCUGCGUUCUUGUAG